Molecule: messenger RNA, 615 nt
Organism: Oikopleura dioica
Lineage: Eukaryota; Metazoa; Chordata; Appendicularia; Copelata; Oikopleuridae
Source: the annotation of a GenBank genome assembly
AUGACCGAGUACAUAAUUGGAAUCAAAGGAAAAGAUUUCGUCUUGGUCGGCGCUGAUCAGACCGCCGCACGAUCGGUCAUCGUUUAUCAGCAGGAAUACGACAAGAUCUACCCAAUCGGAAAGAAAACUGCCAUGGCUGUGUGCGGAGAAGUCGGAGACACGAACUUCUUCCAAGAGUCCAUCGCCAAGAACAUCGCGCUGUACGAAAUGCGAAAUGGAUACGAUAUGACGCCAAACGAAGCCGCUUGCUUCACUCGACACAGGCUUGCUACAUCACUUCGAUCGCGAAAAUCAUACAUGGUGAACCUCUUGGUUGCUGGAUACGACGAUAUCGAGGAUAAGCCAGAGCUUCAUUUAAUCGAUUACCUCGCGGCUGAUAUUGAGUGCCCAUACGGAGCUCACGGUUAUGGAGCCAUGUUCACCAUGUCCAUUCUUGACCGACACUACAACAAGGACAAGCCACCAACGCGGGAGGAAGCAAUCGCCCUAUUUCAAAAGUGCUGCGACGAGUUACAGCGUCGUUUCUCAAUCAACCUCCCAGUUUUCCGCCUGAAGAUCAUCUCCAAGGACGGAAUCGAAGAGCUGCCAAUUGUCAAGGCAAAGGCCUUUGCAUAG